Molecule: messenger RNA, 1170 nt
Organism: Tyto alba (common barn owl)
Lineage: Eukaryota; Metazoa; Chordata; Aves; Strigiformes; Tytonidae
Gene: RBPMS2
Product: RNA binding protein, mRNA processing factor 2
Exons: 8
Coding region: 282-884 (200 amino acids)
Biological process (GO): negative regulation of smooth muscle cell differentiation
Molecular function (GO): mRNA binding; protein homodimerization activity
Source: RefSeq, a predicted model, not a curated record
GCGCGGCGGCGGCGGCGGCGGCGGCGGCACCGGGAGCGGCGGCGGCGGCGGCGGCGGGGGGGGGGCUGGGGCGCGUCGGCCCCGCAGCUGCGGCUCGUUGCGCUCCGCUCGGCCCCGGCCCCUUAACAGCGGCGCGGUCCCGGGCCGCCGCAUGUGAACCGGGAGGGCAGCACCGCCCCGCACCGCCCCGGCACCGGCACCCGCACCCGCACCCCCGGCCCCGCGGAGCUCCCGAGCAGCCGCACCCCCCCCCCCCCACCCCACUACCCCCGCACCCCACCAUGAGCAACCUCAACAAGGACACCGAGCACACCAACGGCAGCGGCAACGUCGAGGAGGAGGUACGGACGUUGUUUGUCAGUGGCCUUCCUGUGGAUAUCAAGCCCAGAGAGCUCUACCUACUCUUCCGGCCAUUCAAGGGUUAUGAAGGGUCACUGAUCAAGCUAACUUCAAAGCAGCCAGUUGGUUUUGUGACCUUUGACAGCCGGGCUGGUGCUGAAGCAGCAAAGAACGCCUUGAAUGGCAUCCGCUUUGACCCAGAGAACCCCCAGACCUUGCGGCUAGAGUUUGCUAAAGCCAACACAAAGAUGGCCAAGAGCAAGCUGAUGGCCACACCAAACCCCACCAAUAUCCACCCUGCCUUGGGCGCACACUUCAUUGCACGGGACCCCUAUGACCUGACUGGAGCAGCUCUUAUUCCAGCAUCCCCAGAAGCGUGGGCUCCCUACCCACUGUACACCACGGAGCUAACCCCUGCCAUCCCCCAUGCCGCCUUCACGUACCCAGCGGCUGCCGCUGCGGCCGCUGCUCUUCACGCUCAGAUGCGCUGGUACCCCCCCUCUGAAGCUACUCAGCAAGGAUGGAAGUCUCGUCAGUUUUGUUAGUUCGUUAUGUCUCUCCUCGGCUCGUGUUCCUCCUCCCGGCCUCUCCGUGGAGGGAUGUGCCAGGGACGAUCGCUCAGACUCCUCUCGGUUUGGUUUGCGGCCAGCAGACAAGGCGCCCGGCCCCUGUGUGCUCUCCCCCACCCCGGGGGUUGCCAGCAUCCCCCCUCCCCAGACUGUGAAGCCGCCGCGGUCCCCUGCCGCGGGCCGUGCGCCGUCUCCAUCCAUCCAUCCAUCCAUCCAUCCAUCCAUCCAUCCAUCCAUCCAUCCAUCCAUCCAUCCAUCCAUC